AUGUAUAAUAAUAAUGUUGGCGGCGGUGGCGGAGUUACUGGUGGCGGCGGAGACCAAUCUGAUUUGUCAGCAAUGCCAAUGCCAAAUAUUCCUGCCGACUUUGAUAGCUUGAUAAAUAGUAUCAGCACCAACAACAACCUCAACAACAAUAGUUACAACAGCAGCAGCACUAUCAGCAACAACAACAUGCCAAACAACAUGGGCAUGAGAGGCAAUAUGAUGAGUAACAACAUGAUGCCCACCGUUGUCGGCAACGGUGUCGUCUCACCUAAUGGCGGAGGCGUGAUGGGUGGUGGCUAUGUUGCCAUGAACAAUAUGACUCCCAUGAAUAACAUGAACAUGAACAACAACAUGAAUAUGAACAACAACAUGAAUAGGAAUAGUUACAUCAACAACAACAAUAAUAAUAAUAAUAAUAGACGAGGAUACAACAACAACAACAACAACAACAACAACAAUAAUAAUAGACGUGAACUUAAUGAUGAUACACCUGUACUGAUUAAGGAUACCAAUGGCAAAGUUAUUGGAGAUAAGGAGAAGCCAGGCCGUACUUUAUUCAUUAGAAACAUUGCGUACAAUGUUAAGGAGGAGGAUCUCAUUGGCAUGUUUGAGAAGGCCGGUGAUAUCCGCAAGAAGUUCUCAGUGAUCGACACAAGAGGAAUAACAUUCAUAACAUACUACGACAUCCGUGAUGCUGAGAAGGCAAGGGACGACCUGCAAAACACAACAUUAUCUGGAAGACAGAUAUCCAUCCAUUUCUCAAUCCCAAAGGAGGACGCCAAUGGUGAGAGCUCAAACUCUGGCUUCAUCCUGGUCAAGAACAACAAAAUGCCAGCCACUGAGCUAAGAACAUUCUUUAGCACAUAUGGUGAUGUCCGUGAUGUCACAACCUACAAGGAUGAUCAACAUCUUGUUGAGUUCUAUGACACUAGAUCAUGUGAGAAGGCAUUGAAGACUGCUCAGGGUCUGCCUCUGGCAGGUCAAACACUUGACUUGGGUCACUGGGCACCAAAGGAGGGUGCAGCAAUUAUUGAUGCCUCCGAGUUCCGUGGUGGUCGCGACAAUAGAGGUGGAAGAGAUGAUAGACGUGGUGGUUAUAACAACAACAACAACAACAAUGGCGGUGGCUAUAACAAUAACAACAACAACAACAACAACAGAGGAGGAUCAGGACCAAUGAGGAACAACUAUCAAAACAAUGACCGUAACCCAGACUACAGAAGAAGAAACAACAAUAGUAGUGGAAGCAACAGUGGUGGCAGUGGCGGUGGUGGAUACAACAACUACAACAGCUACAACAGCAGUGGUAGUGGCAGUGGCAGUGGCAGUGAUAGUGGAAGCAGUGGAAGUAGACCAAACAACAUAUCCAUGAACAUGCCAAUGAACAACAACAUACCACCAAUUGGCGGCAACAACUAUAAUGAUGGCGGCUAUGGCAACUAUAACAACAACAUGAACCCAGGCUAUGGAAUGAACAAUGAAUAUGGUAUGAACAACAAUAUGGGAGGCAUGGGCAACAACAUGAUGCCAAUGGGUGGCGUGAUGAACGGAGGAGGAAUGGUGCCACCAAUGAACGGUAACAACAUGGGCAACCCAAUGAUGAACAGCAACAUGCCAAUGGGAAUGGGUAUGAACAACAACAACAUGCCAAUGGGAAUGGGCGCUCCAGGCAACCCCGGUAUGCCACCCGCUGGCGGCAUGGGUUCCAACUUCAACUUUGAUCCGACCAACCAAGAGAUGUUGAACAGCAUGGUACAGUCGAUCAAGGUACCAACAUUCAACAAUCAAUGGAACAACGGACCAUCCAGCAACACUGUCAACCAGACCUCGCCAAGCCAACGGUACCAGCCAGCGGUCUAG
Messenger RNA from Acytostelium subglobosum LB1, 1860 nucleotides. RefSeq lists its product as hypothetical. The transcript is spliced from 5 exons. Gene Ontology annotation, molecular function: RNA binding. The record is from RefSeq and is a predicted model, not a curated record. The coding region runs from base 1 to 1860 and encodes 619 amino acids. Lineage: Eukaryota; Evosea; Eumycetozoa; Acytosteliales; Acytosteliaceae.